GCUCCCUCCCAGCCCAGAGAAAGGACAUGAAGAACAAGGUCCCUGUUUCAUCCUGCUCCUGUCGCUGCAGUGUGGACUCUACUGUCCCUGCACCCCUUGCUGGCGCAGACUGGGCUCUCGCUCCUCACCCACCGUGGGGCAACGCUGGGGAGCCUGGAGAUUACCCCAGGCAAAUCCAGCAGCCUCGGCGGGAGCCACCGUCUGUCCCAGAGCGCAGCGGGUGAAGGAGGGAAGAUCCCAAAAGAAACAAGCGGGGAGCCUGGCGCCGGUUGUGAGAGCAGCCCUGGUGGAGGGGACCUCUGGGUCUCUGCUCUGCUUUGCAUGAUACUGAGCACAGCGAGCAGGUAGGGGCACCUGGACGGGUCCUUCCAUCUCCAGAUGAUGGUUGUCAAUAUCGCUGCUGAAUUCCGCUGGGCGCUCUGGUCUGGGACCUGCAGGAUCUCCCACCUCUUUCCGAGUCGCUGUUAACUCCGCUGUGCUCCCCUGACGAUCCCAACUGACAGGUAGAAAGAGUGAAGCAGCUUUUCCUGAGUCCAUGAGAGCUUCCCGUGGCAAGCCAAAGCAAGGAGCUCAACCUCAGGGACUUUUGAGAAUUAAUUGAAGUUCCUCCCACUUUUUAAACCUGACUGAAUCGCCAAAAUGCCUGAUCCAGUUCUGGGACUGUGGAACUACAUCCCAGAAGAAAUCCUCAUCCAGAUUUUCUAUUAUCUGCCUCUUCGAGAUAGAUACAUGGUCUUCCAGGUGUGCAGACGAUGGGCUGCAGCUGUUUCUUCUAGCUCUGUUUGGCAUUUCACAGAGAUCAGCUGUGAUUCAGAGGAUGAGGAGGGCAUGCUGCAGAGCCUGCUCCAGUUCCUCAGCCAAAUCAAACACCUGAAGAUUGUGCUUGACCAGUCCAAGGAGGUCAACCGGAAGAACGCGACACGCGUCUUGGAUGCGCUGGCAAAAGAGAACCACAAACUGCAGCAGCUGUGCAUAGUGUGCCACGGGGAGAACCCCUAUUUCUACUCUGGCCAGGACAUCCUACAGGGCAUCCGGAAUAUCUGUGCCACUAAAAACCAGAUGUAUCUUCAGCAUAUUGAUUUUCGACGAAUGCCCUUCACUCUCGAUGACAAGCUGGUUGAACUCUUGGCUACCGCCAACCCAAACUUGCACAGUUUGUUCAUCAACAACCGCACCUUGGUGUGCAACGUGGCACCGGCCACCAUUAGGAAAGUUUUCAGAGCGUGUCCCAAACUCUCGGCCCUGGGGGUUUACUACGCCAGUUUGUCUGACGACGUGUUUCAGGAACUGCUCGAGCCCGAAAGAGCAGCUUUCACCCACUUAGACAUUUUCUGUGAGCGCCUGGACAAGUACAUACCCGUUAUCUCAGAAGAGCUCUGGGCUGCUGUGAGUCAAAAGCAUCCUCGACUCCGUGUAGACCUAGAGUUUGAUCAUACGGUCCCUGCCUGCAAAAUCCCGCUGAUCCUAAAGCUGAAUAUACCUGUGAGCACCCUGCAACUCAAUACCUAUAAUUACAUGGUAAAUCAGAUUAGGUUCAUCACCCAGAGCUACAGCGGUACUUUAAAGAAGCUGAUGCUGCAAACCACAUCCUCAGAGGACUUAAAUUCCUCGCUCGUCGAUCUGGCCAAGCAGUGCAGAAAUCUGUUGGAGAUCCACUGCUACUGUGUGGUCAGCCAGGAGGUGGUAGAAGCGUUCCUCACCCACUGCCCCAGCCUGAAACUAUACACUCUGAAGGUCACCAAGGAACGGCACCCCUGGAAACCAGUAACACUUCGGUGACCAGCUCCUGCUGACUUCCUGGGAGAAUCGUGGGGAUCUGCAAGAGGACAGAGAAAGAAGAUUUGGGGCUAUAAAAGGGCAGUCCUGCCAAGUGUCCUCUGCGCUUAUUGAGAACGAGCUGUUCCACCAGCACUGGCUGUUAGAUACGAUGCAUGCCUCUUCUCUCAAAUGUGAUAGAGAAAGGAUUACACAGAGAAACAGAAUAUUUUUCUUUAUGGGGGGAACGUAGUGCAGGUCUUUUUCUCUCCUCUGCUGAGUUUACCCUCCUCCGGUAUCUCCUCCUCCUCCUGGCAGGAGCCUGCGGGGCCACCCCAGGGCUGGCUCUGGGACAGUCUGGGGGCUCUCCCCGAGGGAAGUGGCCUCGCAGGAGGCUGCUGAGGGCCGGGGUGAGGGUCCUGGGGGCUUUCCUUGUUAGCAAAGGCAGGCCACAUGCUAACUUAAGUGAGUUAAUUACUGAGCUUCUUAUUGUGGGCACCGAGCUGAGGGUGAUAAGGAUGGGACAACAAGAAGUAGUUAAUCACUUCAAGGUUCUCUCAGAUGCCAAAGUAUAUAUAUAGAUAGAUAUAACAAAAGUCCUAUAUCAAUUAGGGCAGAGCCGUGGCUACUUCAAGGAACAUCUUCGUCAUCCUCAAGAAGCUGGGAAACUUACAGUGAACUUUUACUGUCCUGAGAUGACUCAAUGCCUUAAAAAGGAUAACGCGAGGAAGGGUAUCCCUUACCCAAAAGACCCCGGAGGAGCUCACGCCUGCGCAGGAGCGCUUUGCAGAUGCUGCAGAAUUUAAUAUUCAUGUGCCAAAAAGGGGCUGUUGGAUCAUCCUGAUCCAUGCAUCAGCCCAGGUGGAGUUACGGAUUAGGUAGGCAGAAUAAUGAGAAUUUUUUGUGUCUGAAUAACGGGUGUGCUAGACUUGUGGAUUUCCACCUGGCACCCCGCGUUGAAUAAAGCAACAUCUCCUCUCUAAACUG
Molecule: messenger RNA, 2742 nt
Organism: Calidris pugnax (ruff)
Lineage: Eukaryota; Metazoa; Chordata; Aves; Charadriiformes; Scolopacidae
Gene: FBXL8
Product: F-box and leucine-rich repeat protein 8
Exons: 4
Coding region: 640-1779 (379 amino acids)
Molecular function (GO): protein binding
Source: RefSeq, a predicted model, not a curated record